AACGCAAAGAAUAAAACAAUCAUCAUUCUUCGUUUAAGACUGAUGACAACGCCCCACGAUCACGGCUGCGAUUGAGCAUAGAAGAAAAUAAUUAAAGUUCCUAAACGUUUUGCUAAUUGCAUUCAUUUUAAGAAAUGACACAAUGCAGCGACAUUUAAACAACGAAAAGACAAUCAUUUUAAAAAACAAGUUUUCGCAUUUUUUUUCGUUUUAAAAGUGGAAAAAGUGUAAAAGCGAAAAAAAUCAAACACUCAAUCAGAAAUUACUAAAACAGUGUAAAAAGAAUAAAGUACUUUAUUGUAGUGGGUAUAUGAAAAAAAAAACGGUUCGAAAAAGGGUGUUGAAGAAAAAAAACAAGUUGUAAUAAUAAACUGGUGUCGUAAACAUGGGUCCAGGAAAAAGUGCAGUGCAUAAUAUGCACUUGCUAAUUUGUUUUAUUGCAUUUUUUACAAUAAUUUCGAAACAAGCAUCGAUGGUGUAUGCAGAAGAAGUGGAUGUGGAACUGAUGGGAAUAAAUGGUAAAAGUGCUCAUGUUCAUGACGCAUCACUUACGGACAACGGAAACAUUUGGGAUGGUGAUCAAAGCGAUGUGGAAACAUUUUCCAACGUAUCAGCAGGACAAUCGGGAAAAUUAUAUGGCUAUGAUGAUUAUUUGUCAUCAUUAGAUCAAUAUUAUCCAAAUUCAUAUGAUCAAAAUACCUAUGACUAUGAUCCAAACAGUCGUACAGCUCCAACUGAGCCGCCAACACACCACAACGAUGCCAGAGGUUAUACAAUAACACCAGCACGAUUGGCAGAACUACGAAGUCAUUUCCUGUAUUGGUUUUUCGAUAAAGGUGGUAGCAAUGACAUUGGAGAUUUACAAAAGGACAUUCAUACCUCAAAUCCACAACUACAUAAAAACUUCAAUUUCCAAUUACCAUUCUAUGGUUUUCGUUUUAAUUAUACACGAGUAUCGAUGCAUGGAUACUUGGAAUUUUCUGAUCCACCAGAACACUAUACAUAUCCAUUAUCGUUUCCAAUCAAAGAUUGGCCAAAACGUAAUGAUCCAUCGUUCAUUGGGAUUUUCUUUUCGAAAUGCCGCAUUGGACAAAUUUAUCAAACGGACCACGAUCAACGUACGCCAGGUGUUUAUUUCAGGCAAGAACGUGAUUUGCAAACGCGUACUGAUCGAUUUGGUGUUGAGGUGCGUGAACGCAUUAUGUGGGAUAUUCGAGAAGGUGUUGUUGGAGCCGACACAUUUAUACCAAAACAUGUAGUUAUUAUGACAUGGAAAAAUAUGUCAUUUGCUGGCGGUAUCGACAUUGCUUUAUACAAGACAAACUCAUUCCAAAUGGUAUUGGCAACCGAUGAAGUGUAUACGUAUGCAAUCUUCAAUUAUAUCAAUCUGGUUUGGUCAUCGCACACUGAAGCCGGAGGUGACACAACUGGUGGAGAAGGUGGUGUUCCAGCUUUUAUUGGUUUCAAUGCUGGUAACGGAACUCAAGCUUACGAGUACAAACCAUACAGUCAAGCAUCUGUACUACGAGAUCUGACUGGACGUGGAUGGGCGAAUGGUUUUCCAGGCCGACACAUAUUCCGUAUAGAUGAAAAAAUUAUGCUGGGAACAUGCAACAAAGACAUCGAUGCUGCAUAUCUACCGUUAGUGUUUGCACCCGAGUCGGGUAAUAUGUUGGGUGGCACGGUUGUUAAUAUCACUGGUCCAUGCUUCAAUCCAAACGAACGCAUUCUCUGCACAUUCGAUACGGAAAGUGUUGUAGGUCAUGUGAUUGAUCGAAAUCGUGCAAUUUGUGUGCAACCAUUUCUCAUGGCACAAGGAUACAUUCGAUUUCAAAUUUCCAUCGGAACCGAACGAUUCAAGUGGAGAGGAUUAUAUUUUGUUGAAACACCGGCCACAGCAACCGAUCGAAUUUUCUUCAAAGGAAACGAUGUAUACGAAAAAUCACCGAACGAAAUUCGUAUCGAAUGGAAUCGCUUUAAUUUAACAACAAAUCUAAAUGCUGGCAUUACAAUCUCACUUUAUGGAUAUCGUGAAAGGACGAUUGAACCACAACUGGAAUAUAUUGAUAUUUUAGAAGGUGGAACAACAAAUACGGGCGUUUAUAUUAUUGGUACGGGAAAUUACCAUAGUCGUGAUAAUCGCAAACAAGUUGAUAUGCAAUUUGGGUUCAUUCAAAUUAAUUUAACAAACCCUGAACAAUAUUCGGGUCUUCCAAUUAGUCCUGUUCUAUGGUCAAAACCAAUUCCAUUAGGUUGGUAUUUUGGUCCGCAAUGGGAACGAAUUCACGGCCGUAAUUGGCCAAGAGCAUUGUGUGAUAAUUGGAUUCGAAGUGAUCGUUUUUUGCGUAAUUUUGCUGCUGAAAUUCCAUUGUGUCCAUGCACAUUGGAGCAUGCAAUUCAUGACAAAGGACGUUUUAUGCCAGAUAUUGAUUGUGAUCGUGAUUCGAAUCCAUCUUGUUUAAAUCACAAAGGUGCAAUUCAUUGUGUACGAACUGGCCAACCAAAUAUACAGGGUUCAGAGCAACAGUGUUGCUAUGAUCGUGAUGGUUUCCUGUUCAUGUCUUAUGAUCAAAAAUACGGAUCAAGGCCACGUCGAAAUCAUAAUCUUGGCGUCAUGCCAUGGCGUGAAGCCAACAAAGUACCAACAUUAUCUACAUGGUACAAUGAUAUGCGUCCAUACUAUUCGUGUUGUGCUUGGCAAGAAGAACAGGCAAUUGGUUGCGAAACAUUCCGUUUCGAACGUCGUCCGACCCAAGAUUGUAUUGCAUACCAAUCACCGGCAGUAGCUGGAGUUUUUGGCGAUCCUCAUGUUGUUACUUUCGAUGAUUUACAAUACACUUUCAAUGGUAUGGGUGAAUUUGUGUUGGUCCGUGUAAACGAUAGCGCAAUGCCAUUGGAUGUUCAAGGAAGAUUCGAACAAGUUCAACGAAAUAUUCACGGUUCUGUCAUGGCAACACAGCUCACAUCGAUUGUCGCACGGGGAAAUUUCUCAACAACACCAAUUGAAGUUCGACUUCGACCACCGCACGCUCAAUGGCGUUAUCGACUCGACGUUUUUGCCAAUGGACGACGGAUUUACUUUGAUCGUCCCAGUUUAAAAUUCCAAGCCUUUCAUGGCGUAACUGUGUAUACACCAACUUACGUUUUGAAUCAAUCUGAAGUUGUUAUUAUGUUUUCGUCUGGUGCCGGAGUUGAAGUGGUUGAAAAUGCUGGCUUCUUAACAGCCCGUGUGUAUUUACCAUGGAAUUUCAUUAAUAAAACACGUGGAUUGCUUGGCACAUGGACUUGGGAUAUGGCCGAUGAUUUCACAUUGCCAGAUGGCAGAAUUGUUGGUGCAAAUUUGAAUAAUUUCGAAAGUACUCAUCGUGAUUUUGCAAUGCAUUGGAUGUUGGCCGACAGAGAGAAGCCUGGCGUUGGUGCUGCAUUGUUCACACGUGAAUUUGGUCGAACGGCAAGUUACUAUGCGAACGCUACCUUCCUUCCAAACUUUUUCCGUGAUCCAAGAGACUUUUUGCCACCGAAUCGUACGGAAGAUAUCGAACGUGCAUAUGGAUUGUGUGGUGAAAGUUAUCAGUGUCGAUACGAUUAUGGAAUGUCAUUGAAUCGUGAUAUGGCUCAUUAUACGAAAUUCUAUUAUGAUGAACUUGUAAAUAUCAAGGCCAGCAACGAGCACAAAGUUAUAUCGUGCGGUGCAUUGGAACCGCCACGUUUCGGACGAAAAUCAACAUUCGAUUUUACACCUGGUACAACUGUUAAAUUUGAGUGUAAUGAAGGUUUUGUUUUAAUUGGUGAUUCAAAACGAAGUUGUUUGAACAACGGUCGAUGGGAUCCACCCAUUUACGGAUACACUCAAUGUUUACGCGAAGUUUAUUAUACACAACGCUCUGCCUGGCUGGCCACUGGUGUUGUAUUUGCCGCAAUAUUGCCAAUUAUCUUGUGCAUUGUAUGUGGUGUUUAUUGUUAUCGGAAAAAGGCUCGUAAAGUAGAUCCUGGUUGGAAGCUCUCAUUGCCACGAUCACGGGGCGGAUCGCGAACGACAUUGCGUCAUUUGGCAAGCGAUGAAGGUGAUAGUGAUACAUUGAAAAAAAGUAGGUCAUAUGAAAAAGUAUACAGAACACAUGAACCAUUAGAAGGAAAACCGAAUAUUGAAUUUCCAGCUAAAAAAUGGGACCUAGACGAAGAAGAUUUCACAUCAUCGGAAGGCGGUAGCGAAUUUCCACAAAGGCAAGUAGCAAAGGAUGUCAACUAUGGAGAUGAUACGCCACAACAACAGCAACCCGAACGGCAAACCGGUCGACGAAGUCAACAACGACAUGAAUUACAACAUCCGGACACAAUACAAGAAGAAAGUUACCUAACACGACCGACCGACAUAUCGCCAGGCUUUAGUCCCGUAUAUAGUGGCUAUAGUGGGGCUACCACUGCCAUAGCACAAAGUCGUACACCAAGUGGUGGUGUUCGUGUUUUGCCAUCAUCAAAUCGAUUUUUCUCCGACAGUACUGGAUCACCAGUGUCAAGUGGAUCGCCAGUUUUAACACAAAAUGUAGGCCUUCCAUCGCCACCAUUGAACAAUCGUUCAACAGAAGUUUAAAUAUAAGCAAAUAACAAAAGUCAAAUAAGAUGAACAAAAAUAUAAAUAGAUACCGUCAUUAGUUUUUAAUUAUCGUAUAUAAUAUACAAAAAAAAAAAUUUGAAAUACAUGCGCAUACAUCAGUUUGUACAAUUUAGGGUGUUUCCCAUAUCUUUCCGACGAAAUCAACGACACAGUUCCAUGACCCGAUGUCUACAUUACUCUUUAAAGCACAUUGAUAAAAUCUAUUUUCAUGUCAAUUCGAAGCGACAACAGACUUAAAAUCCAAUGAAUUAUACCAUUAGCCGUAAUAAUAAAUUUACAAUGAAUGUUCAAGAAAAUAUCAAAAUAAAUCAUAUAAUUUGUUUUUGUAUUUAAUGA
Molecule: messenger RNA, 4951 nt
Organism: Contarinia nasturtii (swede midge)
Lineage: Eukaryota; Metazoa; Arthropoda; Insecta; Diptera; Cecidomyiidae
Gene: mesh
Product: protein mesh
Exons: 16
Coding region: 386-4591 (1401 amino acids)
Biological process (GO): cell-matrix adhesion
Source: RefSeq, a predicted model, not a curated record